Messenger RNA from Manacus vitellinus (golden-collared manakin), 1572 nucleotides. It is a transcript of the gene VPS16, whose product is annotated as VPS16 core subunit of CORVET and HOPS complexes. Gene Ontology annotation, molecular function: metallocarboxypeptidase activity; actin binding; zinc ion binding. Gene Ontology annotation, cellular component: endosome; HOPS complex; lysosomal membrane. Gene Ontology annotation, biological process: proteolysis; endosomal transport; vacuole fusion, non-autophagic. The transcript has 14 exons. The coding region runs from base 1 to 1572 and encodes 523 amino acids. Lineage: Eukaryota; Metazoa; Chordata; Aves; Passeriformes; Pipridae. The record is from RefSeq and is a predicted model, not a curated record.
AUGGAACCACCUGGAACCUUCUGGAACCAGCCUGGGGCACCCCUGGACCCGCAGCCCCCGCUGUGCCCAGAGCCCUGGGAGCCCGAGUUCCGCUACGUGGCCGGGAUGCACGGGAACGAGGUGCUGGGCCGGGAGCUGCUGCUCAACCUCAUGGAAUACCUGUGCCGGGAAUUCCGGAGGGGCAACCCCCGCGUGGUGCAGCUGGUCACGGACACCCGGAUCCACCUGCUGCCCUCCAUGAACCCCGACGGAUACGAGACCGCCUACGAGCUGGGCUCGGAGCUGGCGGGCUGGGCCAUGGGCCGCUGGACCUACGAGGGCAUCGACCUCAACCACAACUUCGCCGACCUGAACACGGCGCUGUGGGACGCCGAGGACAACGACCUGGUGCCCCACGAGUUCCCCAACCACUACAUCCCCAUCCCCGAGUACUACACCCUGGCCAACGCCACGGUGAGGCUGCAGCAGCCCCCGGGGUGCUGGGCUGUGCUGUCCCAGGACAGGGUGACCGUGGUGCUCCUGGCUGUGGGACCAGAGCUCUUCCUGCUGGACAACACCUCCUGCUCCAGCGUGACCCCCCCUGGGCUGAGCCCCUCAGCGGGGCCGUUCCUGCACAUGGCUGUGUCCUUCAACCACCGGCUCCUCGCCCUGUUCUGUGACUCUGGGUACAUCUGGAUGGGCCUGGCCACGCUCAAGGAGAAGUUCUGCGAGUUCAACAGCACCGUCCGAUCCCCCCCCAAGCAGAUGGUUUGCCGGAUUGCCUCCAUGGCCCCGGGGGCUCUGCUGCUGGAGGCACAGAAGGAGUACGAGAAGGAGAGCCAGAAGGCCGACGAGUACCUGCGGGAGAUCCGGGAGCAGCAGCUGCUCCCCGAGGCCGUGGGCCAGUGCAUCGAGGCCGCGGGCUACGAGCACGAGCCCCACACCCAGAAAUCGCUGCUGAGGGCAGCUUCCUUCGGGAAGUGCUUCCUCGACAAGUUCCCCCCGGAGGGCUUCGUGCGGAUGUGCCAGGACCUGCGGGUCCUCAACGCCAUCCGGGACUACCAGAUCGGCAUCCCGCUCACCUUCACCCAGUACAAACAACUCACCAUCGAGGUCCUGCUGGACAGGCUGGUGCUGCGCCGCCUGUACCCCUUGGCCAUCCGGAUCUGCGAGUUCCUGCGGCUCCCGGAGAUCCAGGGCGUGAGCCGCAUCCUGGCGCACUGGGCCUGCUCCAAGGUGCAGCAGAAGGACAAGUCGGACGAGGAGGUGGCCCAGGCCAUCAACCAGAAGCUGGGGGACACCCCCGGGAUCUCCUACUCCGAGAUCGCCACGCGCGCCUACGACUGCGGCCGGGCCGAGCUGGCCAUCAAGCUCCUGGAGUACGAGCCGCGCUCCGGGGAACAGGUCCCGCUGCUGCUGAAGAUGAAACGGAGCAAACUGGCCCUGGGGAAGGCCAUCGAGGCGGCCGAGGCGGCCAUGGAGCACAAGAGCGAGGCCGAGAUGAACCUGGUGCUGUCCCGCUGCUCCCCCGGCACCGACGGCGCCCUGGCCGAGAAACUCACCCGGGCCCGGGCACAGCUGCUCAAGAAGUGA